Messenger RNA from Asparagus officinalis (garden asparagus), 2004 nucleotides. RefSeq lists its product as uncharacterized. The record is from RefSeq and is a predicted model, not a curated record. Lineage: Eukaryota; Viridiplantae; Streptophyta; Magnoliopsida; Asparagales; Asparagaceae. Bases 126 to 1268 code for a protein of 380 amino acids. Gene Ontology annotation, molecular function: nucleic acid binding. The transcript has 5 exons.
AGCGGUUGGCCUUCGAAACGCAAGCGGACCUCUCCGCAAAAUUCCGAUAAACCUCUCGGCCCCUCGCUCGACGCGAACUCCUAAUCCUCCCCCCACCAGCAAAAUACCCCCCUACGGCCUACGCCAUGGUGGCCGCUUCUUUCUCGACGUCAGCCCCUCUCACCCUCCUCUCGCCUCCGGCCCCUCCCCUUCUCUUCAACCCCAACCCCAACCCCCUCUCUUUCCUCAAACCCCUCUCCAUCCCAACCCUGACCCUAACCAACGCCAAGAAGAAGACCAAACCCAUAGAAUCAACCUCUACACUCACCAUCGAAGAAGAAGAAGAAGAAGAAGAUGAUGAUGAUGAGUUUCUCGCGUUUGAAGAGAUGAGGAGGUGGGAGAUGAAGAGGCCGGCUGGGUUUGGGGAGGGGAAAGUGUACGAUACAACGGUGGAGGAGAAGCUUCUGGAAGAAAUGGAGAGGGCGAGGAUUGCUGCUCAGGUCGCUGCCGAGGCGAAGAAGGCCAAGGGGAGUUCGAGCAAGAAGCAAGAACUGGCUCAAAAGGAUGCUAUAAAUGGGCCUGCAGUGCGUUUGGUGAAUCUCCCAAAGAAGAAGAACAUAGACAGAGAUUUGCGGGCAGCUUUUAAAGGGUUUAAAGGUAUUGUUAAGAUUAGCCCUGCGGUUGCUGGAAAUUGGAAGACAAGAGAUCCUGUCUGCAAAGGAUUUGCAUUUGUUGAAUUUGUAUCUGAGGAGGCUGCUGUCAGGUUUGCGAACACAUAUUCGAAGCAACCUAUUCUUUUUGGUAAAGUGGAGAAGCAAAUAUCUUGUGAUAUCUUAAGCCCUGGGCAACCAGUGACUAGUAGGACCCAGAGUUUAGGCCAGCAAAAGCUUAUAAACUCCAUGGAUGAGACUUUGCAAGAAGAAUGUAACAGAAGGCCCACACUCCAGGAGAGUGUCAAAGAAGCUGCUGCGCUCAUGAAGGGUGCAAGUUCUCCACUAUCAGAUUCUGAAGAGAUAGAAGUGGGCAUUGAACAUUUCAAGACACCUCUUUUAAAUGACAAAGAGGUUGAAACCCAUGUAAAUGAAUUGAGUUCAGAUAGCUUGGCAGUUCCAUCACAGAAGCAAGAGAAGCAAAAGGCUCCAAAAAAGAAAGUAGUAAAAAGGAAAUCAAUGAAGACUGCAAAGUUGAACUUACCCAGCUCCAUGGCCAAGUUAAAGAUCAAGGAGAGGACUGUUCUAACUGGUGUUUUUACCAAGUAUGGUGGAAAAGUUGCUUCAGCUUCAGAUUAGUUGCUAAAAGAAUAUAGGAAAAUGAGUUGCCAAAGGUUUUGGAAUUAAGUGACAUUAUUAGAGACCCUUAGUGCAGAAUGAGCUUUUAUUGCGCUCUUCAACAUUCAUCUCACUUUUGGUUGUAGGCAUGAAAUCAGCAAAUUCCACAACAUUUCUUAAUGCAGUUCAAGGGCUAACUAGUGAGUGGAGGUUCUAGACACCAGGAUUAUCUGUGCAGGGGUGAACAAAAUUAGCAAACGUGCAUGUCGGAUAAUUCAUUAAGGCUAUGUUGAAAUAUGUUUGAACAUUUAGACUAUUUGUACUCAAGUUUAUCGUGUGGUAGAAUGCAAUAUCUAUUUUGCGCAAGCGUUAACUCUUGCAAAUUGAUUGUUUGUACUCCACAUGUUGGUGUUCUAAUGGGUGACUUUUUUGGCAACUUCCAAUCCAUCAACAGUGAGGAAUGCAACUAUAUUUAGGUUUUCUGUUCACACUGUCACAACAUGUAGAUAAAUCAAUGUAUGAUUUAGUUGGGGGUACAUUCAGAGAAAACGACCAAACUGGUGAAGCGAGAAGAGCUCGAUUUGGAGGCAUGAACUCUCAGUUUUGAACCCAGAAGUUUCAGAUAAGUCAAUAUGUUUGAGGUAGGAAAGCUGAAACUACUAAGUAAAUGCUUAAAGCUCUAUUUUGAGUAAUUUGAUAUUGUUUAUCUGAUCUUGAACUGUCUUGACCAGUUUAUUUCUAGUGAAUCACAACAGUA